GCAAAGUGAUGAGUGAUAAUUUCUUUUUCACAGGCUGACCAAUGUACAGGACUCCAAGGAUUUUUGGUCUUUCACAGCUUUGGAGGAGGAACUGGCUCAGGAUUUACUUCCUUGCUGAUGGAACGUCUCUCUGUUGAUUAUGGCAAGAAAUCCAAAUUAGAAUUUGCUAUUUACCCAGCUCCGCAGGUCUCCACAGCUGUGGUGGAGCCUUACAACUCGAUCCUCACCACACAUACCACCCUUGAGCACUCAGAUUGUGCUUUCAUGGUGGACAACGAAGCCAUCUAUGAUAUCUGCCGAAGGAAUCUGGACAUUGAGCGGCCAACUUACACAAACCUCAACCGCCUUAUCAGCCAGAUUGUGUCCUCCAUCACUGCCUCGCUGCGCUUUGAUGGGGCUCUGAAUGUAGACCUGACAGAGUUCCAGACCAAUCUAGUGCCCUACCCUCGUAUCCAUUUCCCUCUGGCUACCUAUGCUCCGGUCAUCUCUGCGGAGAAGGCUUACCACGAGCAGCUUUCUGUGGCUGAGAUCACCAAUUCUUGCUUUGAGCCAGCUAACCAGAUGGUGAAGUGUGAUCCCCGCCAUGGCAAGUACAUGGCCUGCUGCCUUUUGUAUCGAGGCGAUGUGGUACCUAAGGAUGUCAAUGCUGCCAUUGCUGCCAUUAAGACCAAGCGCAGCAUCCAGUUUGUAGACUGGUGUCCUACAGGCUUUAAAGUGGGCAUCAACUACCAGCCUCCCACUGCAGUUCCCGGGGGAGACCUAGCCAAGGUUCAGCGGGCAGUGUGCAUGCUGAGCAACACCACAGCCAUUGCUGAGGCCUGGGCCCGCCUGGACCACAAGUUUGAUCUAAUGUAUGCCAAGAGGGCCUUUGUGCACUGGUAUGUCGGGGAAGGGAUGGAAGAAGGGGAAUUCUCUGAGGCUCGGGAAGACAUGGCUGCCCUGGAGAAGGAUUAUGAGGAGGUGGGCAUUGAUUCAUAUGAAGAUGAGGAGGAGGGAGAAGAAUAGCUAUAAAUGCUCUACUUUGUCUGGACCUUCCUGUUCAUUAAAGUAUGCUUGAUUUGAAUCUAAACUACAGUGAUGUGUUUGUCCCAGGCAGAAUUCACACGAAGCAAUUCUAUCUAACGCAAUUUUUGCUCAGCUGCCUAGCAGUUCUGGCUGCCUUACUUGACAAAGGAAAUAGUUACAUUUGUAAACUGAACAGCACAUCUUUU
Pseudonaja textilis is the source of this 1211-nucleotide messenger RNA. The record is from RefSeq and is a predicted model, not a curated record. NCBI's taxonomy places the organism in Eukaryota, Metazoa, Chordata, Lepidosauria, Squamata, Elapidae.